AUGGCAGGGGAACCCAAACCAUACAGACCAAAGCCUGGAAACAAGAGGCCACUGUCUGCUCUUUACAGGCUUGAAUCAAAGGAGCCAUUCCUGUCUGUUGGGCACAAGAAGCCCUCUACUGAAUUGUUGGUCAGGGCUUUGAAAGAGACUCUUAAAACAUUGCAGGUUAUUGCUGUUGCCUUUGCUUGCCCUCCAGAUGUGGAAAUGAAAUCAGAUGAGUUACAGACAAUCAAGAAAGAAUUAACCCAGAUCAAAACUAAAAUUGACUCCUUGCUAGGGCGCCUGGAGAAGAUUGAGAAGCAGCAGAAGGCAGAGGCAGAAGCUCAGAAGAAGCAAUUGGAGGAGAGUAUAGAGCUGAUCCAAGACGAGUGUGUGUCAGAGAAUGCAGACCACUCCACAGAGGAGCCUGCUGAAGGAGGGCAAGAAGCGGAUGGAGGAGAAAUGACUGAUGGGGUAGAGGAGGACUUCGAUGAAGAUGGGGGUCACGAGCUGGUAGGAAUGCAAUGUUUGGUGUCCACAUCUGUUGGGUGA
This is a messenger RNA of Peromyscus eremicus (cactus mouse), 531 nucleotides long. RefSeq names its product RNA-binding Raly-like protein. Gene Ontology annotation, molecular function: RNA binding. Gene Ontology annotation, cellular component: nucleus. NCBI's taxonomy places the organism in Eukaryota, Metazoa, Chordata, Mammalia, Rodentia, Cricetidae. The record is from RefSeq and is a predicted model, not a curated record. The transcript has 5 exons. Bases 1 to 531 code for a protein of 176 amino acids.